Molecule: messenger RNA, 3549 nt
Organism: Diachasmimorpha longicaudata
Lineage: Eukaryota; Metazoa; Arthropoda; Insecta; Hymenoptera; Braconidae
Exons: 9
Coding region: 423-2651 (742 amino acids)
Molecular function (GO): copper ion binding; oxidoreductase activity
Source: RefSeq, a predicted model, not a curated record
UACAAUCACAAAUACUGAGUUCAAUCAUAACUCUGCCUGCACCUUCCUCCUCAGGUGCCAGAAUAAUUUAUAAUUAAAAAUUAAUAAUAAUGAGUCGAUGAGAUUCUUUUUUGAUUUUGACAACUGGAAAAUUCGUUGAUUCUCGGCUCCACGAAGGUGAGGAUUUUUUUAGUGAUUGAGUGCUAAAUACUGAGGAUUAUAAGGGCACGCGUAAGGCCCCUAAUAAGAAGCAAGUUUUAUCCACAACGGACGUAGGAGAAAAGUGACAGUACCUGAUGGUGUGGCUUGAGGAAGCCUAAGUCAGUCGCUGCUGAGACGGUGACUGAGAAGCACAGCACCAAGUACCAUUCGAUUUAUCAGGAAAUAUAAUAAAAAAAUUUUUAAUAUUUUUAACGUUGUUGGAAAAUUUUUGUUAAUGUAAAAUGAGAUUUACGAUCGUUACGUUGUGCCUCGUCCUCGGGGUGGUGAACCUGUGCAGUGGUACACGAGUUCAGUCCAGCACUAAAAGAAAGAAGGAUGCAUCUCCAGCGACAGAUCAAACAGCUGCCUCGUCCUUCUGGAGUCCAGCGAUAAAAACCGGAAAUGUCUUCAGUCAGGACGACACCUCGAAUUUCUUUUCGUCUGCGCACAGUCUUGUACAGACACAUCCGUCAUCCAGUGGAACAUUUCAAAGUGGUUUCGGUGGUAUUGACAAUCUUGGCAGUUUAGGAAUUACUGUCAGGCCACCGAGAACACGACCACUCGAUUACAGUGAACGUGCGACAGCUGAACUCCGAAGGAAUUCGGCGUUAUCGGCGCCUGAUGAGUGCGCCAGGGCCUGCAGAGAGGGUGAACCACCCCGAAUAUGUUACUAUCAUUUCACCCUUGAAUAUUACACGGUUCUGGGAGCGGCCUGUCAGGUCUGCACACCGAACACAACAAACACUGUCUGGAGUCACUGUCAGUGUGUCCUUGCGGACGGUGUCGAGCGGGGUAUAUUAACUGCCAAUCGGAUGAUCCCUGGACCGAGUAUUCAAGUCUGUGAGGGUGAUAAAGUCGUCAUUGAUGUUGAAAAUCACAUGGAGGGGAUGGAAGCCACUCUCCAUUGGCACGGUAUUUGGCAGAGAGGAUCGCAAUACUAUGAUGGGGUGCCUUACGUUACGCAAUGCCCUAUUCAAGAGGGUAAUACAUUUAGAUAUCAAUGGACAGCGUCAAAUGCUGGGACUCACUUUUGGCACGCCCAUACGGGACUUCAAAAAAUGGAUGGACUUUACGGAAGUAUUGUCAUACGUCAACCCCCGAAUAAAGAUCCGAAUAGUAAUCUAUACGAUUACGAUCUUACCACUCAUGUCGUCCUUAUCAGCGAUUGGAUGCACGAGGAUGCAGCCGAACGCUAUCCGGGAAGACUCGCUGUAAAUACCGGACAAGAUCCUGAGACAGUCCUGAUCAAUGGAAAGGGUCAAUUCCGGGAUCCCAAUACCGGUUUUAUGACCAACACCCCCCUGGAAGUAUUUACGAUAACUCCGGGCCGUCGUUACCGCUUCCGAUUGAUCAACUCCUUUGGAUCAGUGUGUCCCGCUCAGAUAACGUUCCAAGGUCACGCGUUAAACCUGAUUGCGACCGAUGGUGAGCCCGUGCAACCAGUGUCGGUGGAUACGAUCAUAUCCUUCUCCGGGGAGCGGUACGAUUUCGUUAUAAAUGCUGACCAGCCAGUGGGUGCUUAUUGGAUUCAGCUUCGCGGUCUCGGUGAGUGCGGUAUCAAAAGGGCCCAACAACUGGCGAUUCUCAGGUAUGCCCGGGGCCCUUAUCAACCUGCGUCGCAACCACCGACGUACGAUCUUGGUUUACCGCAAGGUGUUGUACUCAACCCCCUCGACGCCAUCUGUAAUAUGCCGAGAGACGAUGCUGUCUGUAUAAAUCAAUUGAAAAAUGCCCGUCACAUUGAUGAGGGAAUACUUCAGGCACGACCUGAUGUUAAAAUUUUCCUGCCCUUCAGGUUCCUCUUUUAUCGACCUGAAGAGGUUUUCCAGCCCAAUACGUACAACCGAUUCUUGGUUGCACCAACGGGCGAUCAUGUAAUAUCCCUCGUUGAUGAGAUUUCAUUCACAUUCCCACCGGCUCCACCUCUCUCGCAAAUUGAUGAUAUACCACCCGAGCAGUUUUGUAAUGGGGAUAAUAGACCGGCAGAUUGUGGGGCUAAUUGCAUGUGUACCCAUAAGGUUGAUAUUCCGCACAAUGCUAUUGUCGAAGUGGUACUCGUUGACGAAGUACAACAACCGAAUUUGUCGCAUCCAUUCCAUCUCCACGGAUACGCCUUCAACGUCAUUGGAAUGGGUCGAUCACCUGACAAAAAUGUCAAGAAAAUAAACCUGAAACACGCGCUGGAUCUGGACAGACGAGGUCUACUCCACCGAGAAUUCAAUUUACCACCGUCUAAGGAUACAAUAGCAGUGCCUAACAACGGCUACGUUGUUUUCAGAUUUAGAGCGGACAAUCCCGGAUAUUGGCUAUUCCAUUGUCACUUCCUCUUCCACAUAGUGAUUGGUAUGAAUUUAAUUUUACAUGUCGGUACGCACGCCGAUUUACCGCCAAUACCACCAAAUUUCCCAACAUGUGGUGAUCAUUUGCCACCAAUAACUCCACCACUUCCACUGGAGCAUUCAUUUCCCUGAUAAAAAAAAAAGUAUUGAAUGUACUGUCGCACAAUCACACGAUAAAUAAUCCUAGAACAAUUUUUACUUCUCCUGUAACAUAAAUUAAAAAAAUGAGGACAGAGAAACUACUCUUCUCUCGUGUGAUUUGUUUUUAAAUAAUUAACUGAACAAAUCACGUAAUCCUUAUUAUCCUAGAGUAACUCUUGACUGACAACCAACAAAGAGCAGCUCAACAAUAUUUAUUGAAAAAGUCUCAAAUAUUAAUUAUUAAGUCUCUCUACAAUAUUCUUUUUUUAUUUAGUCGAUAAUGAGACUUCAACGUUAACUAACAAUUAUAUCAUUUUUUUUUUGUAAAUAAUAUUAAAUGUAGAGAGAUACAUUUAUUGUACAUUUAUUAUUUGUUAUAUUGUUUGGGGUGUAGAUGGAUUCAAUAAUCAAUGGAUUGUGGAAAAUUUUUAAGACCGAAAUAUACAAUAAACAUUAGAUAGACACUAACAUAAUCAUGGUGCCUCUGUAAACAAUUAGUGUACAUGUGUGUGAGUGUGAAUUAAUUUGUAAGUUUAUUUUUUCAUUUAUUGUGUGAGUGAUUUUUUAUAGUAAAAUAUCGAGUGUAAGAGGCUAAUGUCAAAAAUAAAAAUCAAAUAUUAAUAGUUGGAGACGAGGAAAAUGUUGUGCGUUAAACAAUGGAGAUUUUUUUACAUUCCAAAUUUAUCUGUAUAUUUUUUUUAUAACAUUCGUGUUCUUGAUGGAUGGAAUCAAGAUUUUUUUUGUCAAUCAAUCAUUGCGUUGCGAUCUGUGUCUUUUGUUCUCCGUUAUUGAUCGCUCUCCAUCAUUUCUCUGCUCUCUGCUAUUGCUGAGAAACCAUGUAUUUUUUCCAUAUUAAUAAUAAUAAUAAAGUUGUUGAAAAAAAAGGGAA